CCUCUCUUAUCUAGCAUGGCUCUGUUCCCACAGAAAAGCUACUCCUGUGUUAUGAUCUGCAGGAGGAAUUUCAGGAUAUGUCUAUACUGCAAUUAAAAACCGGUGGUUGGCCUCUGCCACUGACUCCGGCUUUCAAGGCAUGGGCUAAAGGGCUGUUUAACUGGUGUCGAUGCUCAGGCUGGAGCCUGGGUGCUAGGAUUCUGCAAGGUGGGAGGGUCCCGGAGCUUGAGCUGCAGCACAAGCCUGAAUAUCAACACCAUAAUCCCUUAGCCUGAGCCCCAGUUAGCUGGCAUGGGCCAGUGGCAGGUUUUAAUUUCAGUGAAUACAUACCCUCAAUGAGUAAAAUCUAGCCUUAUGGCCAAGGCCUUUGACUGGGACUCAAGGACUCUAGGUUCAAUUCUCUGGCUCUGUCACAGUCUCCAUGUAACCCUGGGCAAGUCACUUUCUCUCUCUCUAUUCCUCAGCUUCCUAGCUGUAAAGUGGGGAUAAUAGUAUCUUUCUCCUUGUGGACAUCUGAUCUUGGUUCAGUCCUCUCUACAUUCUUCUAAUGUAGAAUUAUGGAGGCUCCAUAAUUAGGGUUGGGUUCUAAAUUAAGGCAUAAAUUCCUAUGGUUUUUUUUAAGUAGGUGGCCAGUUGGUAAGAAGUUUAUUAUUUUAAGCUUGCCAGUGGUGGAAAUGGUAAUAUUGAAUCUGUGGGGAAAGCCUUGUGGGGAAAUUCCACAAAGAACAUUUUAUCUGGGCCAGUAACUGAACUUGUAAGUUGAAAUCCCUACAAGGACUGUCUAGUUGCAGUUUCUGAUUCCUGAGAUCGAAGGGGAGUACUGCCUAUUGCCUACUGGCUAUUGCCUCUUGUAUGAAGUAUUACUUCCAUGCGAUUGAGAUGUGAGGUUUAUGGGAUGCGAUUUGGAGUCCUGUCUUCCAACCCCUCGGGGGGGAUGACCGUGGGGAUGAGUGUGACGGAAUGCACCCCUGUAUUCACAGCCUAUGCACCAUUGUACAAAAUAUGCCUUGUGAGGUAUCAUAUGAAAAUUAAUAACUCACUGGUCAGUAAUAUCACAGAGAAAUUUGUGUAGCAACAUUAUAUGUAAAGUUUAAACAUAAGCUGAAGUCAUGACUGAAGUGUGUUUACCAGAUAAGUCUGGGAGUGGGUAAACUUGUUUCUCAAAGACAAAGGACAAGCUGACAGCUCUGGCCAGGUGUCAUCAAAGCUGAUGGGCCAUCACCUAUCAAGUGGCCAUUCUUUGGCAGGGAAGAGAAGUGGGGCAGGAGCAAACAUAUCUGCAUUUUAGCAAACAGCCACCAGCAGUUCUUUCACCACCAGACUCCUUGACUCCAGACUCACAGUGGGAAUGAACUUUAUCUAGGGGUAACCCCAGGGCUGUCCCUACCCAUACACAAAGUACGCAGCUGCGUAGGGCACAAUUUCCUGCUGCCCUGCGCAGUUGCGUGCUGCUCCAGCCCCUUUCCCGCUCCAUCCCUGCCCCCACUCCCCUGAGGACUGAAGCGGGACCGGGCCUGCACUCACCGGUGACAGGAAGCACUCACCGGCCUGCACUCACCAGCGACCUGGCCCUAACUGUGCUGCUGGUGAGUGCUGGGCGGUGCUUCCCACCUGCCCCUCAAGCCAGCCCCAUCCCCUCUGCAGGGAGGCUGGGUAGGGCCCCAGAAUAGCUAGGGACGGUCUUGGGUAACCCUCCGGAAAAUGGAUUUCAAAAGGGGACUGAACUAAAAAAAGUGAGGGGUGGGACACCAAGUUCUCUCAUCCUAUUCGUCUCUUGCUCCUUCAUGUGAGAAGACAAAAGAAACCAGCCCAUUUGACUUUGGGAGAGAUCCUGACCUGAAAUCUGGUCACCUUUGUUGCUGGGACCAUGGGCUUCCAGGAGAUUUGAGCCUGGUUGGAACACACAGGGUGCUGUCCAGACCUUGAGAGGUCGUCUGGUGCCUAAUUGGCCAAGUCCCUCCUCUCAGCAAUAAAGGCAAAAUGUCCGCGAGUCCUGUGGCCUUGGGAUAUAGUGCCUGCUCAUGAGGCCAGCAAGCCUCUCCCAGGUAGCUCUAGAGGUGGCCGUGAAAGGUAAGGAACAUGUUUCCUUCGCACGUCUGGCAGGUGUGAUACAAAGAAAGGGACCGUUCAGCAGAGGCAUCUGACUCCCAAGUGGGGACUGACUCCCAGCAGUACUUGAAGCAGAGCAUGUGCAGUGGGCAUCUGGCACGAGAGGGGAUGGGUAGGUUUGUGCUGAGCGCUUGCUUGGGUUGCAAACCCAAGGAAACCCUUCAUGAGACAAUGCCUUGGUGCAUGUGGGUCAAGAAGCAGAAAGCAGCCUGCCAGCUGCUCUGAAAGGCUCUGGUGCUGCCUUUCAUUUGAACCACCGAGGCAGGGGGUAGGAAGCGAGUUCUGGAGGGGGCUGCAGCCUGGGGCAGGAGGAGCGUGAGUGUGGAGGAGAGAGCCCUCAAAGCGCUCAAAGAUCAAACGUAGCCUUCACAAUUCUCUGGAGAAAGAGGUUCUCGCUUGUGCUCGCUGACCUUGUUAACUUGUUCCCCUGUGCUCCCCACAUCACUCCCCGCUUCUGUCUGUGUCUGGCUCCAGCCUUGUCUGCCUUGGGGGUUCACCCUGGAGCUGCUCAGCCCUUGUGAGAGCUGGGGCAGAAGGACUAGCUGUGCUGCGGGUGCCCAUCUAGCUGAGAAAAGUUGUAACUUGAGAGAUUUUAUAGGCAGGGUGAGCUCCCCAAAUACCCAUGUCCCUCCCAUUAUGCAUCAGGCAAAUUGGAGUGUGCCAGUCAGUUCCCAAAGGAGUUUCUUUGGGGAGGGGGAGGGGGAGGGAGUUGUAGAUUCAUUGGGUCAUUGCUCUCUCACCAGGUAAUGGCAUGUUUGCCUAGCUCAAAGUUAGCCACACCUCUGAUUUUUGUGAUACAGGGAACUCUUGUCCACACAGUAUCAGUGAAAUUUACUGGGGCAGAAAAGGAAUGAUCUCCCUAUAAAUCUUGGCAAUUCACCCCUGGAAGAUCAAGGACACGACUUAUCUUUAAGCGCUGUCAGCACUUUCAGAUCUCCUGUCAUUUCCGUGAAUCAUAAUCAGAAGUUUCAAGCUGCUUAUUUACUUUUUCAGUCUGUGCAGGAAGUCUGAGCUAAAAUAGGUGGAGAGAUGGGAUUAUAAUUGCCAUGGUGAGUCUGAGUUCCUGCUGCCUGCUCUGGGUGUGGAGAGAUUUUUUUUUUUUUGGCGUUGGUGCGGCUGUACCUGGCCUGGGAAGGCGAAUCCUGUCUUCGAAGAGUGUUGCCAGGAGCGUUGAUGUGCCAGAGCCGCGGCCAUGCUGCAGCAGAUCCUGGCAGACAUGUACAUCGAUCCUGAGCUGCUGGCAGAGCUCAGCGAGGAGCAAAAACAGAUCCUCUUCCUCAAGAUGAGGCAGGAGCAGGUCAGACAGUGGAAGGAGAGAGAAGCUGCCGCAGACAGGAACUCAGAAAAGAAAGUGAUCCACAGGAAAGUGCAUGGGAAGUCGGUGAAGUGGAAGCUCGGUGCCGACAGCGAAGUCUGGGUCUGGGUCAUGGGCGAGCAUAAGUCGGAUAAGCCUUAUGAUGUGAUCUGCGAAGAAAUUCAGGCACAGAGGGCUCAGCAGCAGCAGGAAGCAGGGGAAGCCAGAGGAAGUCAAACAUUCCUUGAACGGGCUGUGCCAUGGUCCCUGCAUUCUCAGCCAGCAGCCCUGGGCGGGGCAGAUGCCAAAAGGAGGGAGGAAAAAACUGGACAGAGGGAGCAGGAAGAUGUGAUAACAGCUGCUAAAAAGGAGAGAAGCUGGGAUCCUGCUCAGGCUGCUCCCAGUAAAGGCAGAGAUGUGCACCAGAUGUUGGCAGAUUCCAAGGCUCAGACAAGGAAGUACGACUUUCAGCAGGGGAAGGAAAAUGCAAGGAGGAAGCCCGGAGGGAUAAGAACAGCUGCAGAGAGGGCACUGCACACUGACACCAACCGGAAGGAGGCCCAGGAGUCAGGGCAGAAAUCGGAUAAGGAUGAUCCCGAGUGGCAGGAAUCCUUGAGGAAAUCCAAAGCUGCUGAUGAGAGGAGACGCUCCAUUGCAAAGCAGGCCAGGGAGGACUACAACAGGCUGUCGUUGCAAGGGAUCCGCAAAGGGAAGGUAGCUGAAGUUUCCAAGACUUUUGGGAGCAAGGGGCACAGCUUGCCCCCCCGUCCUGCCCUUCCACCCAAGCCCAAAACCCUAAAUUCUGGGGUAGCAAAUGGGAGGCCCAACAGGAAUCCGGGCGUGCAGAGGACCAUCUCCACUUCCACCCAGGAGAGCAUCGUCAGGUGGUUUAAAGAAGAGCAGUUACCUCUUCGGGCGGGUUAUGAGAAAUCCACGGACAGGAUAGCACCCUGGUUCCAUGGUAUCGUAACCCUACGGCAAGCAGAGGAGCUGCUGAGCAAAUCGGUGCUCGGGAGCUUUCUGGUCCGGGUCAGUGAAAAAAUCAAAGGCUACGCACUCUCCUAUCUGUCCCCGGAGGGCUGUAAGCACUUUCUAAUAGACGCCUCCAGCAACUCCUACAGCUUCCUGGGGGUGGACAAGUUGCAGCAUUCGACGCUGGCCGACCUUGUCAACUACCACAAGGAGGAGCCCAUCACUUCUUUGGGGAAGGAGCUGCUACUUUACCCAUGUGGCCAACAGGGCCUGGAACCUGACUACCUUGAUCUCUUUGAGUGAAAGCCUCCGUUCCCACCUUGUGACACACACCUGUGCCUUCCCCGAAUGAACAGAUGAAUUGUUAUCCGAGAGACGGACCCCCGAAUGCCCAGCCAGCACCGAUCAAGUGAAAUACUCCGCACAAGUGUCUGUAUUUGAAAAUGUUUAGCAGCAAAGCAGGGAAAGGGCAAUUACUGCUGGGAGCUGCUCUCUGUUAGCAGCAUCAGGCUGCAGCAUUCAGCAGCCUAGCAAGCCAUGAAGGAGCGCUGGCGGCUUCAACCUUACUGGAGUAGGGUUAGCUCAGGAAGAUACUGCCAUGUGUUAGUGACAGUUGGCGUAAAUGGGCUGUCUCUGAUUAAGCUGUAUUUUGCCCUCAGCUAUUGCAGCAUAAAUUGCCAUUAAAUAUGAUGUUGUGGGAUGUUUGCCAGAUGUGCAGUGAAAUUGGUAUUUUAAACUCCAAAAGGGGUCAUCUCUGUUCAAAGAGGGUGGAGCCACAUCAAGGAGGGGACUUGGCCCCCUAGGGGUAAGUUGCAUAAUUGCAGCUCAGUCCUGCAAGGGGCUGAGUCCUCUGGAGUCAGUGGGAGUAGCGGUCGCUCAAUGUGCUGCAGGAUGGGGUCCAUCAUAAAAUCCACCCCAUGCAGAGGGGCCAGCACAAGACCUCUGCAGUGCCUGAACCCACAUAAGCCCUGAAGGUAGGGCCCCCGUGGGGCUUACUCAGUGAUGCUAAGCUUUGUGCUGGCUCUUCUUCACAGGGGGAAGAAUGAUGUCCUUUGGAGAUGGGAGGGAAACAGCAAGUUUGUUAAAUAAAGAAACCAAGUUGGAAUCUGGCUGAGAAGUUUUAAUUCUUGCACACAGAGCCUGGGCUAUUUUACAUCCAACCUCCUGGGCAGCCUUUUACUGUUAGUAUUACUCAAGUCUAAUGUGGACAUGAAUAAUGAGAAAUGCCUGCCAAUAAAGUACCCGGGCUCCUUUC
This is a messenger RNA of Chelonia mydas (Green sea turtle), 5630 nucleotides long. RefSeq names its product SH2 domain containing 4A (gene SH2D4A). Bases 3302 to 4678 code for a protein of 458 amino acids. NCBI's taxonomy places the organism in Eukaryota, Metazoa, Chordata, Testudines, Cheloniidae. The record is from RefSeq and is a predicted model, not a curated record. Gene Ontology annotation, molecular function: phosphatase binding. The transcript is spliced from 10 exons. Gene Ontology annotation, cellular component: cytoplasm.